AUGACAGCGGGACACGAACAUGCAAUGGAUCCACGGUGCGCCGAGCUCUCGAACGUCAGCUACACGAACUUCGGCUUGAGCCUAUUCAUCCUGGUCGGGAUCCUGGUCUCCUACCUCCCUCAGCACAUCCGCAUCAUCUCACGGCGGUCGUCGUACGGCCUCUCGCCAUGGUUCGUACUCCUCGGCACGACGAGCGGGACGUGCGCGUUUGCCAAUAUCCUCGUGCUGCCUAAGAGUCGGCUCGACAUCGGCUGUUGCCGCCAGGUGGAUGAGUUCGCUUGUGUGGCGGGCUUGCUAGGCAUUGCGCAAGUCGGCGUGCAGUGGUCUUGUUUUACUGUCAUACUCCUGCUCUUCCUCAUCUUCUUCCCGCGCAGCCCAUCGACUUCAUCCCAGCACACGACAACGAAGAACUCGGGCACACCAGACCAUUCGCUUGCUGUGAAUGGCAUCGGUGUCAACGCCGACAUCGACGUCGACAGCCCCUCCUCUUCGUCCAUAUAUCCAGUCGAACCAACCGACACCACCAAACCGCUCCCGCACUCCUACCAAACCGCCCUCCUCGUAACGCUUCUCUCGGUCCUCCACGCAAUCAUAAUCCUGAUCCUGUCCGUCUACUAUGUCUACCUGCGGCCGCAGCAUUCGCAAUGGUGGGCCAACUUUCUAGGCAUAUUCAGCACGAUCCUCGCGUCGAUCCAGUACUUCCCCCAGAUAUGGACUACAUGGAACCUCAAGCGCGUCGGCAGCCUCAGCAUCCCGAUGAUGUGUAUCCAAACGCCGGGCAGUUUCGUGUGGGCUGGGAGUCUUGCUAAGAGGUUUGGCAUGGAGGGUUGGAGUGCUUGGGGUGUUUAUCUGGUCACGGGCUGUUUGCAAGGUUCGUUGUUGGUUAUGGGUUCCUAUUUCGAAAUCAUGUUCAGGAGGAGAGAAAGGCAGGAGCUGGAGGGACGAAUAGCUUAUCGCAAUGGCCCAAGUACAAGUGGCAUUGAGAGUGAAAUUGUGGGCGACCAUGGGACUGAGGCUGAGAAUGCGCAUGAAGAUGCCACAGAAGAGACUCCUCUGCUCAGGGAAGGAUGA
Molecule: messenger RNA, 1071 nt
Organism: Exophiala aquamarina CBS 119918
Lineage: Eukaryota; Fungi; Ascomycota; Eurotiomycetes; Chaetothyriales; Herpotrichiellaceae
Exons: 3
Coding region: 1-1071 (356 amino acids)
Source: RefSeq, a predicted model, not a curated record